AUGCGCAGGACGAGCAGCAACGGUUUGAAGCUCGACCUAACAGAGAACACCCCAGGUAGCUCGUUGUCGCGGCUGCCGAAUUUAGUCGAGCAUGCGGAGAGCUGUCAAGCACUGUCCGCCGGAACCGGUGAGAAUUUAAGCAGCAAACUGCCAAACGUGGUCGAGGGCUCCAUGGACUAUGGUAGCGAGCGCAGAUCCUCCCGGUACCUCGAGUACCAAGACUCCAAGCCUUAUCAGGAUCCCCAGUCGGCUUCGGGGCUGCCCCCGUACGAGCAGGGUUACCACCACGAUCAGUCGAGGGGCUACAGAGGCUACGACCGUAACCCGUACGAUAGGGAGGAUAUCGACCGAUACGAUAACAGAAUUUAUCCCGAGGAUAGCCUGAGGUACGAUCGUCGGGGGGAUCAGAAAACGUAUCAGGAAUCGGACCUGGACGCGCCCUACGAGAGGAGCGAUGCUCAGAAGCUUAGCAGGACUUAUCCCGCGGAGCUCCCGGAGUCCGGCAGGAGAUACUCGAGAGAUUUGACAGAUUACGAGUACGCGUCGAGAUACGCGGAGGAGACGUUGAAACUCGAGCCGAAGAAGGAUCAUCACCAUCAUCACUCGGGGAAGGUGUACGAGCCGGCGCCCUCCAAGGGCUACGAGUCCGGCGUGAAGACGCACGAUUCCGCCUACGAGCUGUCCUGCUCCGCGCAGCAGGACCUCGCCGCGCGAAAGUACGAGACCAAGUAUCAUUCCGCGAACAAGAUGUACGGGACGUUGCCCAGGUACGAGGCGAGCAAGUCCUACGAGCCCAGAUCGUACGAGUACGAGGAACAGACGUACGAGACCACCGGGAAACCGUACGACUCCAAGUACGAGCUGACCAGCUCGAAGAGCUACGAGCGCACCAAGUACGACUGCUCGUCGUCCUCCAGGUACCAGGACAAGUCGUACGACCAGACGCUGAAGAUCGGCGAGCUGGGGUCCUCGUCGUCGGCCGCUUACGUCAGAAAGACGCAGGACCAGGAUGAGACCAACGCCGAGAAAAUGAACGGAUACAGGAAGAACAAUUUCGAAACGUACGGUGUGUACUCCGACCCCGAGGACGAUCACGGCUUCCCCGCCGAGAAAAAGACGCCGCAGUAUCCGUACAAGGGUGUCGUCGUGAACGUCAGCGGGGAGUCGAGCGUCAUAGAUCAGAAACGCGCCAAGGAUGGCAGACAAACCGAGAUGCCGGGAAGCCCUUGGUGCAGGCCUACUAUACUGUUGUUGUUCCUGGUCCUGCUUGUCGUCGUCUUCGUUUUCGUCGCUGGGAUUCUUCUCUACCUAAACUACAUGUCCUACAAGCCGCAGCGUUCCAUUAUCGAGGGUAAGGAUCUAAAUUUCGCCAGUAAUAACGCGGAGCCCUGCGAGAAAACGUAUUGUUCCUGGGGAGCGACGUGCGUCGUGUUGGAGACCGGAAAACCUUCGUGCCAGUGUCCCGCCGAUUGUCCUUUGACUUCUGAACCUGUCUGUGGCUCCGACAAUGUGACCUACACUAACUACUGUCACCUACGACAAGCCAGCUGUCAGCAGAGAAAAACGACACGCGUGAGGCACCAGGGCGCCUGUGGUGAGUACAAUUCUUUAUACUUUUCUCAGGUCUACUGCCCUUUGAGCCUUCGAGUAAGCGUGCCCGCCGACUGGAACUUCAAAUAA
Colletes gigas is the source of this 1680-nucleotide messenger RNA. RefSeq lists its product as uncharacterized. The record is from RefSeq and is a predicted model, not a curated record. Bases 1 to 1680 code for a protein of 559 amino acids. The transcript is spliced from 4 exons. Gene Ontology annotation, biological process: cell differentiation; multicellular organism development. Gene Ontology annotation, molecular function: protein binding. NCBI's taxonomy places the organism in Eukaryota, Metazoa, Arthropoda, Insecta, Hymenoptera, Colletidae.